AUGUGGGGUGAUCUCAAACUCUUAUCUCCUUCGGGCGCUGGGGGCUGGGCCAGCCUGCUGGAGAAGCCACGUGCCCAUUACUCUCCCUGGCCGACCUCACCCUCGUACCUUUCCAGCAUUACCGUCUCGGCACUGGAAGUCUCAGUUGACCAAGUGUCAUCUUGCAUUACAACCUAUAAGAAGACACCACCUCCAGUCCCACCCAGAACUACCACGAAACCUUUCAUUUCUAUCACAGCCCAGAGUAGCACAGAGUCUGCCCAGGACGCCUACAUGGACGGACAGGGCCAGCGCGGAGAUAUUGUCAGCCAGUCUGGACUCAGCAACUCCACGGAGAGCCUGGACAGUAUGAAGGCUCUGACAGCUGCCAUCGAAGCUGCAAACGCCCAGAUCCACGGCCCUGCAAGUCAACACAUGGGCAAUAACACUGCCACCGUCACCACCACUACCACCAUAGCCACGGUCACCACGGAGGACAGAAAGAAGGACCACUUUAAGAAGAAUCGAUGCCUGUCUAUCGGGAUACAGGUGGAUGAUGCUGAUGAACCUGACAAAACAGGGGAGAAUAAAGCGCCCAGUAAGUUCCAGUCCGUGGGAGUGCAAGUAGAGGAAGAGAAGUGCUUCCGCAGGUUCACUCGAUCCAACAGUGUGACGACAGCAGUACAGGCCGACCUGGACUUCCACGAUAACCUGGAAAACUCCCUGGAAUCUAUAGAGGACAAUUCGUGUCCUGGCCCCAUGGCCAGACAGUUCUCCCGGGAUGCCAGCACCUCCACAGUCAGCAUUCAGGGCUCAGGAAACCAUUACCAUGCCUGUGCAGCCGACGAUGACUUUGAUGCAGAUUUUGACCCCUCUAUUCUGCCUCCUCCGGACCCCUGGAUUGACUCUAUCACAGAAGACCCUCUGGAGGCCGUGCAGAGGUCAGUGUGCCAUCGGGACGGCCACUGGUUUCUGAAGCUUCUCCAGGCAGAGCGAGACCGCAUGGAAGGCUGGUGCCAGCAGAUGGAGAGGGAAGAACGGGAGAACAACCUGCCCGAAGACAUUCUAGGGAAAAUCCGAACCGCAGUGGGCAGUGCCCAACUUCUCAUGGCCCAGAAAUUCUACCAGUUCAGAGAACUGUGUGAAGAAAACCUGAAUCCUAAUGCUCAUCCAAGGCCCACCUCCCAGGAUUUGGCCGGGUUUUGGGACAUGCUGCAGUUGUCCAUAGAAAAUAUUAGUAUGAAAUUUGAUGAACUUCAUCAGUUAAAGGCCAAUAAUUGGAAACAGAUGGAUCCCCUUGACAAGAAGGAGCGAAGGGCCCCUCCUCCAGUGCCAAAGAAGCCGGCGAAGGGCCCCGCGCCGCUGAUCCGGGAGCGCUCGCUGGAGAGCUCGCAGCGCCAGGAGGCCCGCAAGCGCCUGAUGGCCGCCAAGCGCGCCGCGUCCGUCCGCCAGAACUCGGCCACCGAGAGCGCCGAGAGCAUCGAGAUCUACAUCCCCGAGGCGCAGACCCGGCUCUGAGCCCGCCGCGGCCAAGUAUCUGUCCCCCCUCCUCCUCCCCUCCGCCCCUCUGCCGUCUCUCCUUCCUGUCCCCUCCGAGCCCGUCCGUCUCUGCGCUCGGUGACCUCCACUGUCGUGGCGUAGUUGUCCGUCUCGCGGGAGCCGUCCGCCGGCCCCGCCCGCCCCCCGCGCCGCCCGGACCGCUCGGCCCGUCUCCUCCACCGCGCUUCGCCACCCCCGCCCCGUUCCGAUGCUGUCACCCUGCCUCAUACGGAAAACCAACCCUUUAUUUUCUGGGCAGAGCCAAACCCACCCGUGUAGAAAUGACACCUUUUAGGUCACCCGCCAUCCUCAGUUCUCUCGAGCUAGUCUGUUCCUAGAGCUCAGCAAUAUACAACCAUAGGGUAUUUCAGAAAUCCAGUAUUACAGGGGGAUCCUUUGGGACUUACCGUCUUCCACGUGAAAGAAACUAGGGCUCCCUUUAUUUCCCCUAAACGGUUAUUCUUUUCAAAAGCAGAUGGAGCACUUUAUUUCCAACCUCAGAAAUCACACCAACUCACCAGUAUCAAUGAGGUGACAGAGAGAGAGAGGGGGGACCAAGUCUGGCCUGGGGGUGGGGGACCUGGAUGUGUAGCAAGGAAAGGAAAAGCAAAAUCUGCAGGUGCCGGGGGCACCUGCGCCGCUCACAGCUGCACAAACUGCCUCACUGUUAACUUCAUCAAUCACAGCUUCAAAUGUCUCAAUCAGCAGAAGAUUGUAAAUUCGAUCUUUCAGGGAAAUCAAUCUAUUCCGAAAGGCAAUAAAAUGAAGAAAGGCAAGGCCAAGGAAGCACCGAUGGUUUAAGAUAUAACAUAAGGGAUUUUUUUUUGUGCUAUUAUUGACAAUUUAGACCUGAAAUGCUUUAUCGACUUUUAUUGUACUAUGUAUAUUAUAUCGUUGUUGUGGUGUUGGUCGUUAACGGGGAAAGUGUUGGUUCUAUUAAUUUGUUAGUGUCCAUCCUGGUGGGCCUGGCCGAUGACACACGCAUAAGUACACAUCUGCUUACGAAGCGCUGUAAAUGGCAGCAAGGCUGUUUUCAGAGAAAAGUGUGGGUUUUCCUACCAUCCCUUUGAAUGCUACACAUCCGUUUAUUUUAACCCAAGUCGUUCAUAUUUCAGAUAUUUUCUCUCCAUUAGUCUCCUCUCACUACUAGACAGAGUCCAAUAGUACCUAGCAUAGGAUUUUGUCCUAUGUCAAAUGGCUAAAAAUAAAUCUUCUACCCCAAUAGACAUGCUGCCUCACUCCAAAGAGCUGUCGCUGUCAUCUUGAGGUUCUACAUAGUGAGAGAAGAAAUUUGACCUGCCAGGGUCAACCACCAUAAGGCAGGGAGAAAACUCAUGAUUUAUAAAGAACGAAAGAAAUCCAGGCUUUUGGCAGAGAUUGUUGAUUUACAUUUUGAGUCAUGAUUGAUGGGCAGUAUGCAUUGGUGUCUAGCUGAAGUUGUCUUUAAAUGCCCUUACUUGUAGCAGUUUAAACAUUUAGAAUGUGGCGAUCUUAAAGUAUCACUGGCAUUUUAUGUCCAGCUCACACCCUAAAGCAUUAGAAAUUACCAUUGAAAAGUGAAAUACUUUUAAAAAACAUACAUCAAAUAUGCUUGCACCAGAGAAGCUUUUGUAAAAAAUAUACUGUCAUAGCCAGGUGCUAAUUUAAUUUUAUUUAUGAAAUUAAGAGAGGUGAUGGGUUCUGGCGACAAAUAUUUUCACAAACAUAUUCUAAAACCACUAGAGAAUUCGCUACCUCUCAGAGCCAUUGAUGCUUUGAGCUAUCUUUAUAAACAGGGCACAAAUGUUUACUGCUGUGGUUUACAAGAAAAGGGCUACUAACUUAUUUUAAAACCAACCAACCAACUUUUAACUAGGGUGAACAAAGCACCUUGAGCGCUUUGUACAAUUGGAGCAUACAGAGAUUUUGAGCUUCAAGUAUUUGCUAGUUUUAAAAAGAAUACACCUUUUCUUUACCUUAUAGCAGCAAUGAAAAGUCACAAGUCACACAAAGUUUGCAUCAAGUAAGGCCAACUGCCACUUGGGUAGCCUAUGGUCACAUUCAAUAGUGAGAAUGACUCAGAACUCCCAGAUCAACAGGAGGAAGCAGCAUUCAUUCCAAGAUCCAUAUUCAUAAUUACAGCUCCGUGCCCUGAGGUAGAGUUAAGAUUUGGAUUAAGAAAUAGAUUUCUAAUACGAUUCAAGAUCAUCCUACAAUAAUUUCUUUGGAAACUGUUUUAGCCCAGGAUAUUUUAAAGAGAAAUAAGAGAAGGCCUAUUUAUCUUGUCUAAAUGAAUGGUAUUUGUAUAUUCAUAAGCUAUUUUUGGUAAGAAUUUUAAAUCUUUUAGCUCAACGCCUACAGGGCAUCAUGACCUUUGCCUUCCUUAAAAACACAGCUUAAAUUGUAUAAACACUUUAUAAAAAGCUAAUUAUUGUUGUUAGAACAUGACCCCACACAAUGCUGCUUGACCCCUUAAACUGACAUUCAUGAGCAUAACCUUUGUUACAUUGUUCUUUUUGAUGUAAUUUGUAGAAAUGUUUUUUAGUUCAUAAUGGAAAAUGUAUGUACCCUGAAAAAUUACUUAUUUUGUUUAACUUUGGUAUAAAGGUGUUGGGCAUUUUCUUGGGGAGGGAGGGAUUACAAAAGAAGUUUGUCUCCCACAUCAAAAAACAUUCAAAGAAAUUAAGUAUUUAUUAUAUUUUUUGCAGAUGUUUCCAUACAAUUCACAUAACCUUUUUGUAAAGAGAGAUGAAGAAAUGGAUUAAAGAUUUUUAAUAUUUGAAAUGGUAAAUAGAACUAAUUUAUUUGUAAUAUAUUUCUGUUAUUUAUAGAUGUUUCCUUAAUGUUUGACUGUGCAUUACCACUUUAAUUUAAGCCUUAUCCUUGUGAAUUUACCAUUUCUUUUUUAAAACAUGUCUAGAUGCAUAUUUUAAAUAACUGGAGUGUAAAUCACUAGCAUAUCCGAGUUCCCAGAUGUAAUUUUUAAAAAUUAUUUUGGUUUGGAAAAAAAAAAAGAUUCAUUUGAAAGCCUUCAGAUGGAGGGGUGGGGAACAUUUUUAUGGCUUUAUGAAUUGGAAUUUCAUAGGCUUAUUUACCUAGAUUGUGUGUGGACAAAAAAAAAUUGUAAAUAGAUGAAUGUUUCCCAUAAUGUAAAAAGAAGAAAUUAAUAAAAUAAUUAAUGCACUGCU
Messenger RNA from Lemur catta (Ring-tailed lemur), 4685 nucleotides. Its product is annotated as disks large-associated protein 1-like. Gene Ontology annotation, molecular function: molecular adaptor activity. The transcript has 7 exons. The coding region runs from base 1 to 1497 and encodes 498 amino acids. Gene Ontology annotation, biological process: signaling. Lineage: Eukaryota; Metazoa; Chordata; Mammalia; Primates; Lemuridae. The record is from RefSeq and is a predicted model, not a curated record. Gene Ontology annotation, cellular component: postsynaptic specialization; glutamatergic synapse.